UUAUUUGUUAAAAAGGCAGGGUAUGAACUAGGCCAACUUUUUAGUUAACAGCAUAGUAUCUGUACAUAAGAGUUACUUAGGUACUUAAUAAUUACUUUUUAAUGUAAUGGUUUUGCUGGAGUAUUUGCAUCCUUAAUUAGAUAAUAAAGUCCUUUGAGGACAGGGCUUCUAUAUAUGUUGCUAUGUAUAUGGUAUACAAUACUGGUAGUGAAUGAAUGGGGGGGGGGGGAGUUUGCAGGAGUGGCAUAGUCCUCCAGUUAGAAGGUUACACCCUUCCCUUCUUCCCUCCCCUCCAGGUCUAAGCUCCCAGGUAUACUGGUGGUAUGUAUAUAAAGUGAGGAGAGGAAGGAAAACCUAGAACAUAGUCAACAAUUCACUUUGGUUUGGAAAACAAGACUAGUUACUGAUUAGCAGGCCCAGGAGGUCAAGGGUUGAAGAAAGGGGGCCAGGGGCUGCAAUGGACAGAACUCCCAGAAGAGAGUGGUUACAGGUAGCAAGCAAGCUUGCACUUGCACUACAAUCUCUAAGGAUGUUUCACCAAAUUUGGGCAGCUUUCCUUUACCUCUACUGGAUUCUCUAUGAAAACAUUUACCAGUGUUCUGAGCCUGAUAAAUUAAAUCUUCUGGGAGUAAAUGGAAAAGAGUUCCCUGGACCCUACCUGGAUCAAUGGUAUUUCAUUGCUGGUGCAGCUCCUGCCCCGGAGGAAUUCAUUUUUAUCCCAGUGGACAACAUUCUCUUCAACAUGGCUGCUAGCCACAUUCCCCAAAAGCUCCAAUUAAGGGCCACCAUCAGAAUGAAAAAUGGGCACUGUGUACCCCGAGAAUGGACUUACCAUCUGACUGAUGGGAGCACAGAUCUCAAGACUGAAGGUUGGUUACCCAAUACGAAGACUGAACUUUUCUCCAGCUUUUGCCCAGAUGGAAUCAUGCUGAGAGAGACAGGACAAGGUAACCAGCGCUUCCUCCUCUACAGUGAAUUCCCACAACCCUCAAAAGAAUUCGUGGUGAGUGAGUUUCAGUUCUUGACCUUUUGCUUGGACUCAAAAGCUUUCCUGCAGACCCCCAGGGAGUUAGAGGCCUGAGAGUUGUCCAGUGACUGACCUAUGCCCUCUAUGGAGCUGGAGACCUCUUACUCCUUUCAAGAACAAUAAAGAUGAUUUUCUGA
This is a messenger RNA of Sarcophilus harrisii (Tasmanian devil), 1164 nucleotides long. It is a transcript of the gene APOM, whose product is annotated as apolipoprotein M. Gene Ontology annotation, cellular component: high-density lipoprotein particle; low-density lipoprotein particle; very-low-density lipoprotein particle. Gene Ontology annotation, biological process: high-density lipoprotein particle remodeling; cholesterol efflux; high-density lipoprotein particle assembly. The record is from RefSeq and is a predicted model, not a curated record. Lineage: Eukaryota; Metazoa; Chordata; Mammalia; Dasyuromorphia; Dasyuridae. Gene Ontology annotation, molecular function: lipid carrier activity; phospholipid binding.